Xenopus laevis (African clawed frog) is the source of this 2641-nucleotide messenger RNA. Its product is annotated as gastrula zinc finger protein XlCGF58.1. Lineage: Eukaryota; Metazoa; Chordata; Amphibia; Anura; Pipidae. The transcript has 2 exons. The record is from RefSeq and is a predicted model, not a curated record. The coding region runs from base 260 to 2245 and encodes 661 amino acids.
CGGCGGCUCCACUCUACACUCAGAUUCCAGCAAGGGGGGGAAGGGGAGAGAGGUCGCAUGACAUGGCAGCCACAGGGCAGAGGUUUAAGCUGACAGAAGGAAAUUUGACACCAAACUCCAUGUGUAAAGAAUAGGGGGGAAAUAAUGCCUCGGCCUUUUCAAAGAGGACUCAGAGAAGCAAUACCAGAACAAAGAGGAGAGGAGGAGACUCAGCGCUGCUGGAUACAGACUGGUUCCAUAUGGAUCAGGAAUCACAAAGAUGAACUGGGAGAGGAGAGAAGGGCUUGGUGUGAGGAACCAGACAGGAAGUGACACAAACAGGAAGUCCUCUACACCCGCCCACAAUAACCAACCUCUGAUGCUUCAGAAACCUCACGCCAAGGAGACGACUUCUGCCCCAAAAGCACAACAGAACCGAAUGCUCCAACUUCAUAGAGUAACAGGGGGGAAGCUGGUUUUAAACUUCACAUUAUCAAAACAACUACAGCUCAAUGCCGAAGAAAACACUUGUGAAUAUCAGAAAACAAUAAAUAAUAUUUCAGGGAAGAACAUAAAUUCUACUCUAUGUCAGAAAAGAAAGGCUUUUUACUACAGGACAAAGCAAACCAUGUUCCCUAAAGCGCUGAGUAUUAUAAAUCCCUUUGUCUGUAUUAAGUGCAAGAGACGAUUCAGCAGCAAUGGGAACCUCCUCAUCCAUCGGCGCAUUCACACAGAGAGACCGUUCUCUUGCGCUGAUUGUGGUAAAUGUUUCUCACACAGAACCAUCCUCCGACAGCACCGCCGGGUUCAUACGGGAAAGGGACCCUUCACCCACAGCACUGGGGGCAAUAAAAUGUCAUCAGGUAAGAGCAACUUUCACAGGCACCAAGGGACGGGUGCUAAAGAGAAACCAUUUAUCUGCACUGAGUGUGGCAAAUCUUUCACGACAGAGGCUGAGAUGCAAAGGCACCGCCUCAUACACACCGGGGAGAAACCAUUUACUUGCAAGGAGUGUGGCAAAUCAUUCAAGACAAAACAAAUUUUGUGCACUCAUGAACUCUCACACACCGGAGAGAAACCUUAUGUGUGUAUCGAAUGCGGUAAAGGCUUUUACCAGAAGGGGCAUCUUAAUGUACAUUCACUUGUUCAUUCUACAAAGAAACCUUUUAUCUGCACAGAGUGUGGGAAAACAUUUAUAGUAAAACAACUUUUGCACGAGCACUUCCUGAUUCACACAGGAGAGAAACCAUAUGCGUGUCCUGAAUGUGGGAAACUUUUCCGACUAAAGCAGCUUCUUACAAGUCACCUUCUGACUCACACUGGGUUGAAGCCGUACACCUGUCCCGAAUGUGGGAAACGUUUUGCUUUCAGGGGAAACUUUUAUCAACAUCUUCAUCUUCACACCGGGGAUAAGCCUUUUUCUUGCACAGAGUGUGGAAAUUGUUUUGCAACUAAGGUCCAACUGCAAAGGCACCACCUCUUACACACUGGGGAGAAACCAUUUGUGUGCACAGAGUGUAAUUUAAGUUUUGCCGGUUUAGCAAACCUUAGAUCACAUCAACAUCUUCACACAGGAGAGAAACCGUAUAAAUGCACCGAGUGUGGGAAAUGUUUCCGUUUUAAGGGCCAUCUCACUUCUCAUAUGAAGAUUCACUCUGGGAUUAAAGCAUUUAUCUGUACAGAGUGUGGGAAAGAGUUCACUCACAAAUACAGCCUCCGCAAACACCAGCGGAUUCACACUAGUGAGAAACCUUAUGUCUGCACUGAAUGUGGGAAAAGCUACAAGCAAAGGAGAAGCCUAAAUGAUCAUCUGCGAAUUCACACCGGAGAGAAACCCUUUGCCUGCACAGAGUGCAAUAAAACCUUCCUAUCGGCUAGUUGCCUCCAAGCCCACAAACAGACUCACACUGGUCUGAAGCCUUUUCAGUGUAAUGAGUGUGGCCAAUUAUUCUCAAGGAAGGGGAAUCUUAAUGUGCAUCUACAGUCUCAUACAGGAGAGAAACCUUACACCUGUGCCGAAUGUGGGAAAAGUUUUACCACUAAGGUAACCCUUAAUCACCAUCGUUACACUCACACUGGGAAAAAGCCAUACCCCUGUACAGAGUGUGGGAAAUGUUUUAGACAAAAGUAUGAACUGAGAUGCCACCAAUAUAGCCAUACUGGGGAGAACCCUUUUGAGUGUACAGAGUGUGGGAAAAGCUUUCCAUCUCGUGCAAGGUUCAAUAGACACCGCAAUAUUCAUACAGCGAAAAAAACAUUUCAGUGAACAGAAUGUGGCAAGGGCUUCAGCCAUAGAGAAUCUUUUUAAAUCUCUUCAGCUGACUAACACCGAGAUUAAAGAUUUAGUCUGUACAGAGUACAAAAGAAUCAACUUGAAAUGCCAUCAAAAUAUCAACAUUGGGGAGAAACCAUUUGACUGCACAAAAUGUGGCAAGUGCUUCAGUCAUAGAGAUGAUUUGAAAUCUCACCAGCUGAUUUACACUGGGAUUAAAUAUCUUGGAUGUACAAAUGUGACACAAUUCCUGAACAGUCAAAGCCUUGAGCCGCAACCUGGUGAUUCGCACCAGUGAGAAAACUCACAACACGCUCGAGGGGUCCAAAAUGUUGCCAUUUUUCUGAUGUAUAUGGGCUAAAUAAAUCACAUUUGCUUCAAAAUGGAAAA